AUGCACAAUUACGACGUUAACGGAAAAACAGCAGUUGUCACUGGUGGUACCAGAGGCUUGGGUCUCUACGCCGCUGAGGGAUUCGUCCUCAACGGUAUCAAAACCGUGGUUAUCACUUCCAGAAAGGAGAAGGCUUGCCAGGAAUCCAAGGCCUACUUGGAGAAGCUUGCCAAGGAUAACGGAAAGUCUGUUGAGGUUAUUGCCAUUGCUGCUGACUUGGCCAACGAGAAGGACUGUGAUAGAUUCUUCGAAGAGACCACCAAGAAGGUUUCUCAGGUUGACAUUCUUAUUGCCAAUGCCGGUGCCACAUGGGGUGCUCCAUUGGAAGACCACCCAGUUUCUGCUGUGAAGAAGGUCUUGGACUUGAACGUGGUUGCUGUUUUCCACACCAUUAAGUUAUUCACUCCAUUGCUUGAAAAGGCUGGUUCGGCCAAGGACCCAUCUAGAAUUGUCAUCAUGUCUUCGGUUGCUUCUCUUGUCGCUUCUGACCCAGUUGGUGUCUACGGCUACUUGGCAUCCAAGGCUGGUGUGUCCCACAUGGGUAAGAACUUUGCUACCCAGUUGGGUCCAAGAAACAUCACCGUCAACUCGCUCGCCCCAGGCUUCUUCCCAACAAAGAUGUCCCAAGGUGUCUUGGACGUUGCUGGUGAGAUGAUGAUUGAGACCAACCCAAGACAACGUCUUGGUGAGAAGGAGGACUUGAUCAACGCCGUCAUGUUCUUGGUUGCCAAGCAGUCUGGUUACAUUAACGGUAUCGUGUUGCCAAUUGACGGUGGUAGCCACAUUGGUGCUGCCAAGUUAUAA
Molecule: messenger RNA, 804 nt
Organism: Candidozyma haemuli
Lineage: Eukaryota; Fungi; Ascomycota; Pichiomycetes; Serinales; Metschnikowiaceae
Exons: 1
Coding region: 1-804 (267 amino acids)
Source: RefSeq, a predicted model, not a curated record